CGGGCGCGGAGGAAGAUGGCCGGGCAAGGCGAAGGAGGAGGAGGCAGCAGCAGCAGCAGCGCCGAGGCGCGGAGCGGCGGAGGCCGCGGCGUUGUGAUUUCAGACAAUUGGCCUGGCUACAGUCUGGAUUUGUUCACUUAUCCUCAGCACUACUAUGGAGAUCUGGAAUAUGUGCUCAUACCUCACGGCAUUAUUGUUGACAGGACAGAACGAUUGGCCAAAGAUAUUGUGCAAGACAUUGGCGACAAUGAUAUUGUGGUUCUCUGUGUCCUCAAAGGUGGCUACAAGUUCUGUGCUGACCUUGUGGAGCACAUUAAAAAUCUCAGCAGAAAUUCAGAAAGGUUCAUCUCCAUGAAAGUUGAUUUUGUUAGACUGAAAAGUUACCACAAUGACCAGUCUAUGCAAGAUAUGCAGAUAAUGGGAGGAGAUGAUCUUUCAAAGCUGACUGGGAAGAAUGUUCUAAUUGUGGAGGAUAUUGUUGGAACUGGAAGGACUAUGAAGGUUCUGCUUAAUAACAUAGAAAAAUGCAAGCCAAAAAUGAUUAAAGUGGCAAGUUUGCUGGUGAAAAGAACAUCUCGGCCUGAUGGGUACAGACCAGAUUAUUACGGAUUUGAAAUUCCAGAUUUAUUUGUGGUAGGUUAUGCCUUAGACUACAACGAGCACUUCAGAGAUCUAAACCACAUAUGUGUUAUCAAUGAUCAUGGCAAAGCAAAAUACAGAGUCUGAAGCAGUAACAUCCUCACCUGAAGACCUGUAAGCUCAGUGAAGCAGAAAUUUGACUGCACUCCCUGGAGCAUCUCCCAGAAGAGCAGUUUGACUGACUCGUGUUUCUUUCAACUCAGUGUAAUAAGGGAUUUACUCUAGAGAUACUGAUUAAUAUUUACAGAAGUGAGAGCUCUUAUCUAAAAUGUGAAGUAGAGGGCUUUUAAAGUUAUUACCUUUUUUAAGUAUUAAAAUUACUGCAUAAGAUGCCUUUUGACUAAUAAUUUGUCUGCCUCAAGUCUCAUUGUGUCUUUUCUUCGUUCAGUCCGUCAUUCUACCCGUUGCAAUUCACGUUGCGUAAGAUGGUUCAGGAGUGCCAUUCCGUGUGUCGAGUUUAUUUUUCAGAAUUGUAUUGACUUCAGCAUCCCUUUAGUCUCGCUCAGAUAUGCUGCUGCCAAAUUGAAACCAUUAGUUUGAUUUAAUCUUACAGUUCAAAAGUUUCAGCUGAAGCUGUAUGUUGUAUGAUGAUGCAUUGCUGGCAGUCCAUUACAGCCUCUGCCGAACAGAAGUUUUAACCCUCAGAGUGUGUUGGAUCAGAGCACUUGCUACAAAAUGAACCAGUGCAGGACACCGUUGAUCUGAAACUGGAAGAUGUCAUGGUUUGGUAUGUCAUAUCACCGUAGAAUGUAACCUGUCUGAUGUGCUGAGUUUUAAUCUAGACAAAAUAAUGCCGUGCAUUUCAAUUUCUGCGUCGUAUCCUUUUACUUCUAUAGGACACAAAUAAGUAAAAAAAAUAACACAGUGUUCUCCUGUGCUUAUAUUCUUAAUUAAACCUCAUUAAACACAAAAGUUUAAUGCUAGUCAGACAAUUGUUCAGUUAUGAUUUGAUUUCUGUAGCACGUCCGAGUUGAGACUUGAUGUAACCAUUUGUUGUUUUUAAGAAUACAGAUCUGACCGUGUUGGAGAAAAACAAAUGCAUAGGAAAACAUAGAAAACCAGUUGACUCAUGAAUACUGUAGACUCUAGGGAUUCUUUCCUUCCCUUAUACAUCGUGUUUGAAGAAGUUUGUUAAUUUACAUGCUGUAUUAAGUGUGAAAAAUUUAAUUUUGUACUGUAUGUACCUGUUCUCAACAACUUCCCGAGGGAAGCCAAUGCAAAGGAAGUAGCUGUAUAUCAGUAGCUUUGCUCUGAACUGCAAGAGGCAGAUAGUUAUUGGCUUCAGGUUCCUUUAAACUAAUAAAGAAAUAUUAAGAAGACUUGUUUCAUUGCACAGUUGGUUAUUUUCCUGCUUUGGCGUAUUUUGCACAUCUCGUAAAAGCUCUUCAAAAAUACGUAUUUAACUGGUAAUCUAAAUAUACCUUAUGUAUGUGUCCUGUGCCUCAUAAGCAAUUGUUAUUUGGAUAAAAUCCAUGAUGUUAAUGGAAUGAAGAAGAUCAAAGAAUUAUUUUGAUUGCUAGAGAAAUGCUUUAGCCCUCUCGUCUUUACUCUCGUAACCUCUAUUUUGAAAGAUUUCUGUGGAAAAGCUUUCCCUCAUAGAAUAACUUUUCUCUGUUUUAGAGAAGAAAGCACUCCAUACAGCCCCUGGGAGAAGCUGGUGAAAAGAGUUUCAUCUCUUUUUAUUUUAUGAGAGUGUUAAAGAUUUUCUUAAUCCAUCUGAUUUCUAUGGAUUUAGUAGUAUUGGCACAUUGCGUAGGCAGACUUACUUAGGCUUACACUUAGUCCAGGACAUCCAUUAGAUUAUUUCCUUUAUUUCCUCACUUCCUAAAAAGUCACAAUCCAAGUCGCCUUGCUACAAUGAUCAGCCUUCAGCAACAACAACAAAAAAUGGAGCAAGUGAAUUAGUGUGAAAUUAGUGUGAAAAUAUGAAGUUCUGUAGAUGCACACAAUUCAGGCAGUGUUAAAG
Messenger RNA from Calidris pugnax (ruff), 2605 nucleotides. It is a transcript of the gene PRTFDC1, whose product is annotated as phosphoribosyl transferase domain containing 1. Gene Ontology annotation, biological process: purine ribonucleoside salvage. The transcript is spliced from 9 exons. Lineage: Eukaryota; Metazoa; Chordata; Aves; Charadriiformes; Scolopacidae. Bases 16 to 726 code for a protein of 236 amino acids. Gene Ontology annotation, molecular function: hypoxanthine phosphoribosyltransferase activity. The record is from RefSeq and is a predicted model, not a curated record.